CCAGGCGCUGCGGACGGCUGGCUAACGCUGAAAAAUGGCUGCGUUUCUACAGUGGAGGAAGUUUGUUUUCUUCGAUAAGGACGCGGUGAAGGAUCCCACAGAUGGAGGGAAACUUCUGCUUCUUCCCAAAGGAAUUUCAGCCAGCGACUCCGGCCGCGGCCAUAUUGUUUUGGGAGAUAUGGAAGGCCAGAUCUGGCUGCUGCCGCGCUCCCUGCAGCUCACGUCUUUCCAGGCGUACAAGCUGCGGGUCACUCACCUGUUCCAGCUGAAGCAGCACAGCAUCCUGGUGUCGGUGGGGCAGGAUGAACAAGGCAUCAACCCUCUGGUGAAGGUCUGGAACCUGGACAAGAGAGACAGUGGGAACCCGCUGUGCACCAGGAUCUUCCCUGCAGUUCCCAGUAACAAACCUGCAGAGGUGUCCUGCCUUAGUGUCCAUGAGAACCUGAACUUCAUGGCUAUUGGCUUCACGGACGGCAGCGUGGUUCUGACCAAAGGGGACAUCACCAGAGACCGCCACAGUAAAACGCUGACCUUGCACGAGGGCGGCUGCCCCGUCACGGGCCUGGCCUUCCGCCAAAUGGCCAAAGUGACGCACCUGUUUGUGGCGACUCUGGAGAAAGUCUUUUGCUACACUCUGUCCAUCAAGGAGUAUCCCAGGGUGGAGCUGGACACCCACGGCUGCGCCCUGCGCUGCUCCUCUCUGGCCGAUCCGUCCCAGGACUCCCAGUUCAUUGUUGCCGGGGACGACUGCGUGUACCUGUACCAGCCUGAUGAGCGGGGGCCAUGUUUCGCCUUCGAUGGCCACAAGCUGCUGGCCCACUGGCACCGGGGCUACCUGUUCCUCCUCAACAGAGACCUGAAGUCACCCAGCAAGUCAGGGUUCGGCAGCGGCGGCGAGAGCUCGCCGUCAGAGAAGCAGGUUUUAACCAUCUAUGACCUGGACAACAAAUUCAUCGCCUACAGUGCCUCGUUCGAUGAUGUCAUCGACGUGUUGGCCGAGUGGGGCUCCUUCUACAUUCUGACCAGAGACGGAAAAAUGUUUGUUCUUCAGGAGAAAGACACGCAGACCAAACUGGAGAUGCUGUUCAAGAAGAACCUGUUUGUCAUGGCCAUCAACCUGGCUAAGAGUCAGCACCUGGACAGCGACGGGCUGUCAGAGAUCUUCCGACAGUACGGUGACCACCUGUACCUGAAGGGAGACCACGAUGGCGCCAUCCAGCAGUACAUUAGAACCAUCGGGAAGCUGGAGCCUUCGUACGUCAUCAGGAAAUUCCUGGAUGCCCAGAGGAUUCACAACCUCACAGCGUACCUGCAGGCCCUCCACCGCCAGUCCCUGGCCAACGCCGACCACACCACCCUGCUGCUCAACUGCUACACCAAGCUGAAGGACAGCUCCAAGCUGGAGGAGUUCAUCAAGAGCAGUGAGAGUGAGGUCCACUUCGACGUGGAGAUCGCCAUCAAGGUUCUCCGUCAGGCCGGGUACCACAGUCACGCCGUGUUCCUGGCUGAGCGCCAUCAGCACCAUGAGUGGUACCUGAAGAUCCAGCUGGAGGACCUGAAGAACUAUCAGGAGGGUCUGCGCUACAUCGGCCGCCUGCCUUUCGAACAGACCGAGAGCAACAUGAAGCGCUAUGGAAAGACGCUCAUGCACCACGUUCCUGAAGGCACCACUGCUCUGCUGAAGCGCCUGUGCACCAACUACCAGCCCACUGGAGACUGUGUGGAGAAGGCAAAUUCUGAAGAAUUUAUCCCCAUUUUUGCCAAUAAUCCUCGAGAGUUGAAAGCCUUCCUGGAGCACAUGAUCGAGGUGGACCCGCGCUCAUCGCAGGGCGUGUACGACACGCUGCUGGAGCUCCGCCUGCAGGACUGGGCACACGAAAAAGACCCAAAGGAGAAAGCGGUGCGGCAGGGAGAGGCGCUGUCGCUGCUCCGGAGCGACAACACUGUGUUCGAUAAGGCCUUGGUGCUCUGCCAGAUGCACAACUUUAAAGAAGGAGUCCUCUACCUGUACGAGAAAGGCCAGCUGUACCAGCAGAUCAUGCACUACCACAUGCAGAACGAGGAGUACGGGAAGGUGGUGGAUGCCUGUAAGCGCUACGGAGAGCAGGAGGGCUGCCUCUGGGAGCAGGCUCUGGGAUACUUUGCCAGGAAGGAGGAGGACUGUAAGGCCUACAUCAGCGAGGUCCUCGAUCACAUUGACCAGAAGAACCUGAUGCCUCCAUUACUGGUCGUGCAGACGCUUGCCCACAACUCCACGGCCACCCUGUCUGUGAUCAAAGACUACCUCAUCAAUGAGCUGCAGAGAGAGAGCCAGCAGAUCGAAGACGACGAGCGGAAGAUCAGCCAGUACCGCGAGGAAACCGCUCACCUUCGCUCUGAAAUCCAGGAGCUGAAGACCAGUGCCAAGAUAUUCCAGAAGACCAAGUGCAACAUGUGCAACAGCCCCCUGGAGCUCCCGUCUGUCCACUUCCUGUGCAGCCAUUCCUUCCACCAGCACUGCUUUGAGAGUUACGCCGAGAGUGACGCAGAGUGUCCAACAUGCACUCCAGAAAACCGCAAAGUCAUGGAUUUGCUGCGCGCUCAGGACCAGAAGCGGGAUCUUCAUGAGCACUUCAGUAGACAGCUGCGGAGCUCCAAUGACGGUUUUUCUGUGGUGGCUGAUUACUUUGGUCGAGGAGUGUUCAACAAGCUGACGCUGGUCACCGACCCUCCAGGGAGCAAAGCUGUGGGGAGUCUGGAGGUCAGCCUGCAGCGAGACCUGCUGAUCCACACCAAGAGGAACAGCUGAGCUGAGAGGCGCCGCUCCUACGCUGAUCAUCUGGCUGAUGAUGGGAAGCUCUGGAACUGUUUGCUUCUUUUUUUUCACAGAGAAAUGAAUAACUGCCUCUUAAAUUAUUCAGUUUAAGCGUUCGGUAACUAAGUUUAACGUUAUAAUGUGUUUUAUUAUUCAUUAACACUGUCCUGCUUGGAUACCAAGCCUGGGAUUGAACCACCAUGUUAUAUCAGUAAUAAAAGGAUCUGUCAG
This is a messenger RNA of Cyprinodon variegatus (sheepshead minnow), 3025 nucleotides long. It is a transcript of the gene vps11, whose product is annotated as VPS11, CORVET/HOPS core subunit. The transcript has 16 exons. The record is from RefSeq and is a predicted model, not a curated record. Gene Ontology annotation, biological process: endosome organization; vesicle-mediated transport; vacuole organization. The coding region runs from base 35 to 2788 and encodes 917 amino acids. Gene Ontology annotation, molecular function: protein-macromolecule adaptor activity; protein binding. Gene Ontology annotation, cellular component: HOPS complex; endosome. NCBI's taxonomy places the organism in Eukaryota, Metazoa, Chordata, Actinopteri, Cyprinodontiformes, Cyprinodontidae.